CACGCCCCACCCUCAGACCCUGCCAGAGGAAAGUUUCGCUUACGGAGGGGGAGACAAGCGAACAUGGCAGCCCAUAGGUGGUUUUGGUGUGUCUCUGUGACCAUGGCGGUGGCGCUGCUGCUCAUUUACGAGAUUCCCUCGGCGUCUGCUCAAAGAAAAAAGGAGAUGGUGUUAUCUGAAAAGGUUAGUCAGCUGAUGGAGUGGACCAAUAAAAGACCUGUAAUAAGAAUGAAUGGAGACAAGUUCCGUCGCCUUGUUAAAGCCCCACCAAGAAAUUACUCCGUUAUUGUCAUGUUCACUGCUCUCCAACUUCAUAGACAGUGUGUUGUUUGCAAGCAAGCUGAUGAAGAAUUCCAGAUCCUAGCAAACUCUUGGCGAUAUUCCAGUGCAUUUACCAACAGAAUAUUUUUUGCCAUGGUGGAUUUUGAUGAAGGCUCUGAUGUAUUUCAGAUGCUAAACAUGAAUUCAGCUCCAACUUUCAUCAACUUUCCUGCAAAAGGGAAACCCAAACGGGGUGAUACAUAUGAGUUACAGGUUCGGGGCUUUUCAGCUGAGCAGAUUGCCCGGUGGAUUGCAGACAGAACUGAUGUCAAUAUUAGAGUAAUUAGACCCCCAAAUUAUGCUGGUCCCCUUAUGUUGGGAUUACUCUUGGCUGUUAUUGGUGGACUUGUGUAUCUUCGAAGAAGCAAUAUGGAAUUUCUCUUUAAUAAAACUGGAUGGGCUUUUGCAGCUUUGUGUUUUGUGCUUGCUAUGACCUCUGGUCAAAUGUGGAACCAUAUUAGAGGACCACCAUAUGCUCAUAAGAAUCCACAUACAGGACACGUGAAUUAUAUCCAUGGAAGUAGCCAAGCCCAGUUUGUAGCUGAAACACACAUCGUUCUUCUGUUCAAUGGUGGGGUUACUUUAGGGAUGGUGCUUUUAUGUGAAGCUGCUACCUCUGACAUGGAUAUUGGAAAGCGAAAGAUAAUGUGUAUGGCUGGUAUUGGACUUGUUGUAUUAUUCUUCAGUUGGAUGUUGUCUAUUUUCAGAUCUAAAUAUCAUGGAUAUCCAUACAGCUUUCUGAUGAGUUGAGGAUUCCAGAGACGUGUAGACACUGCAGUGAUGGAAAUUGAAAAAAUGAGAAAUGUGUGUGUUUGAAAAGAAGAAUGCAGCUUGUGUAUUUUGUAUUACCUCUUGUUUUCAAGUGAUUUAAAUAGUUAAUCAUUUAACCAAAGAUGUGUAGUGCCUUAACAAUCAAUUUCUUGUCAAAAUCUUGAAGUACUUGGAAAUUAUUCUCCUUUUAACCUUCCCUUCCCAGUGAAUUUUAUGGAAUUUUUAAUUUUGUAGAAUUAAGUACAUUAUAAAAAUUUUAAAACUACUACUUCAUUUUACUUAGAAGAAAGCUCAAAACUACUUUAGUUAGUUACUUUUAGUUACUUUUGGUCAUCUGGUUUUAUAUUCUUUCAUCCAAAGAUGGGGAAUGAAAGUUGUGACCAGGUAUUCCCACAUAGGCCUGUUAAAGAUAAACUGCAUCAGAAAGCCAUUCUUAGCUUUUCCAUCUUUGCAUGGAUGUGUAUAUUUUACAAACACUUCCUUCUGGGUCAAGAAAUCAUAUGUGCUACAUGGUCUAGUGAAAAUGCAAUAUGAUUCUUCAGCAUACAGGUCUAGCUUUUAGAAAGACUAGUCUUCCUCCUACAUUUUUUCUACUGAAAUACAAUGCUAUCUAUGCUUCUUGACAGCUAUAGACUUUUAAAGUAUCUCUAAAUACAGGAUCAUGAUUUCUGUAUGAGUGUGGUGUUAACUACCUUGUAUUUGGAAAGAUUUCAGAUUCAUUUUAUCUCCUUAGUUUUAUUUAAGGUGGUCCAUCUCUAAUAAUAAUAUAGUUUAGUGAUAAAAAUCUGUGUAAUUUAUAACUGGUCUAAAAUGUUUAUGAAGUAUAGAAAUUGUCAUUUAUUUCAUUUUUACCUAACAAAAAAUAGGCUCAGUUGUAUUUAGAAAAAGGGCUCCCUUAAAAUAGGAGAAGAAAAUUAUGAAAUAUUGAGUUGUUGCCUGUGUGUAGAAAUUGUUUUGUGAGAGCUUUCUGUUUUUGUUAUUAUUUUAGCCUUUAUUCUCUUCCUUUAAGAAAACAAACGAAACUAGUAUUGUCACAUGUGCCUGUCCCAGUAAUUGGAGGCUGAGAUGGGAGGAUCAUUUGAGUCCAAAAAUUCAAGGUCAGGCAGGGCAUGGUGGCACAUGCCUGUAAUCCCACCAGCAGCUCCAGAGGCUGAGGCAGGAUGAUAGAGAGUUCAAAGCCAUUCUCAGCAACUUAGUGAGGCACUUAGCAACUCAGCGAAACCC
Molecule: messenger RNA, 2316 nt
Organism: Sciurus carolinensis (gray squirrel)
Lineage: Eukaryota; Metazoa; Chordata; Mammalia; Rodentia; Sciuridae
Gene: Magt1
Product: magnesium transporter 1
Exons: 10
Coding region: 64-1071 (335 amino acids)
Cellular component (GO): oligosaccharyltransferase complex
Source: RefSeq, a predicted model, not a curated record